AUGUGUUCUUCUUCCCCGGCAUCUCUUGAUGAGGUGAUUGUCACUAUCGUCGUAAGUCACUACUCGAACGAAAGAGCAUUGGUCGUCCCCAUCUCGAGCCGACUUGAAACCAACUCCUCGACAACGCUUGAUCAUUAAUCUCCCCCCCCCCCCCACCUAUCCUCACCAGCGCCACGGUGAAACCUCUUACAACCAUUCCAAAACCGUGCAAGGUCACAUCGACGUACCUUUAAACACCAAAGGUCUAGCCCAAGCCUCCACAACAGGCCGAGUGCUCGCUGCUCGAGGAUUCAAGGGUUUUGAUCAGGCUUGGAGUAGUGAUUUGUCGAGGGCCAAGGUGACGGCGAGGACGGUGUUGGAUAAGGCCGGUUUUGAGAGGAUGAGCGUGGGGGAGGAUGAGAGGUUGAGGGAACGGGUGAGUGCGCGGUUGCGAGAGGAGGUGAAGUUCGGGUUGCUGCUGGGCGGGCAAUCGUGCCAGGGCGGGCCAGGUGGUGGACGAUGAAGAUUGAUGAUGAUACUGAUUCAGCUACCGUUUUUGAUUCGGGCUCAGUUUUUGGGUACGAUGCAGGUCAGUCGAGCCUCCUUCCUCACCGUCAUCUCCCGCCGACUCGAACUGAAAGAUUCUAACCUCCGCUUUCCCGAACGUGUCCGAACAGAACAAACGCCGCGAUGAAUGCACCGCCGCCGAUUCCAAAACGAUCGAACCCACUUCUGAAUUUGCCGAUCGUCUUCUGUCCUUUUGGGACGAGCGAUUUCCGUCGACCCCUACGUCCACUGCGACUUCCAACGGAAGCACCGAUGCGCAUGGGAUGAACGAGGAAGGAUCCUCGUCCGCUUCCCCAAGUCAAUGGCUGAUCGUCUCCCACGGCGGCUCGAUUCGCCAACUCCUGCACUCCCUUCUCAUUGACCGAUCCUCAAACUACUCCCUCUCUCCAAGCGAAUUCUCGGACUCGCUCGACCAAGUCCUCGAUCGACGGAUUGGGAAUUGCUGCUUCACUGAGAUUCGGAUGCGAAGAGGUGAGGAGGGGUGGGUGGGUGUGGUGUACAAGUAUGCGGAUGAGCGUCAUUUCGAGGAUAGUUCGAGGGCACCUAGUCCGGGGAGGAAUGAGGACGUUGUGGAGUAG
This is a messenger RNA of Microbotryum saponariae, 1124 nucleotides long. The record is from the annotation of a GenBank genome assembly. Lineage: Eukaryota; Fungi; Basidiomycota; Microbotryomycetes; Microbotryales; Microbotryaceae.